GCUGCGUUUCACUUCCAACAAGGUGGACCAGAAGAUAGACACGAUCCAUACAGCAGUUCUAAUGUGAAAUCAACAAAUGUACAUAUCAAACAGCAGAUGGAAUUUGCUAUCAGUCAGCAGGACUAUGUUAGUGUGUUCAGAUGGAUCUUAAUAAGGUCAUUAGUUAAUAAGCAAUAUAACUUGUUAGCAGACUGCUGGAGGUUGUUACACAGCACUGCAUACCAGAUUGAAUAUAUAAUGGAACUCAAUAAAUCUAUGCAGGACUUGAUUAUCUCUGAUUUAGAAACAACGGGAACUCUGGCAGCUGCCCAAGAACGUAAAAGACACCCUCCACCACCAGAUCCUAAUAAACCCAAAAAAGCAAACCAGGAAGAGCCACCUCCACCUCCUCCACCAGAAGAACGAGUCAGUUACUUUAUUAGUACUACCAGUAGUAUCAUGUUUACAUAUGUACAGAAUGUGAUAUGGGUGUUAUGGAAGAGACUGAAUCAAGGCAUUCGAAAGCUUAAAAGCACAUACUACUGA
This is a messenger RNA of Saccoglossus kowalevskii, 525 nucleotides long. RefSeq lists its product as uncharacterized. The record is from RefSeq and is a predicted model, not a curated record. NCBI's taxonomy places the organism in Eukaryota, Metazoa, Hemichordata, Enteropneusta, Harrimaniidae.